Symbiodinium sp. CCMP2456 is the source of this 2184-nucleotide messenger RNA. The record is from the annotation of a GenBank genome assembly. NCBI's taxonomy places the organism in Eukaryota, Dinophyceae, Suessiales, Symbiodiniaceae.
AUGCAUUUGGUGCGCCCACCUGCACUGACCUGUCGUCCUUCAAUCCCAGCAAUCUCGGGCAAAUUCAAGCGCUCGUCAUUUUUGCAUCCAACCGUCGGUCAGGACCGAGUGACUGGAGCUAUUGCUGUGGGAUUGCUUCAUUCUGCAAAAGGAUCCUGCAGGAACCCUCACAGUUCACCGCGUCGCAUUUCAGCAGCACUGAGCAUUAGCGGAGGGAUGGAGACGGCGUGUCAAGGCGAGGUGUUUCUGUACGAUGAGAUGUUGGGUUAUGCCGGCUUUGAGGCGCGCACUGGGGGCGUUCCAGAGGGUUCCAAAGCUGUCGUCUGCAUUGGAGGCUUGACCGACGGCUUGUUGAGUUUACGAUACCUGCCAGCAUUGGCUGCAGAACUGCAGCAGGUCGGUUGGCGAACUUUUCAACCAGUACUGCAAAGUAGCUACAGGGGCUGGGGUUUUGCCAGUCUUGACGAUGAUGUAUUGGGAAUCGACAAGUUUUUGUCCUUCCUGCGAUCGAAGCGUGGGAUUACAGAGGUCGUCCUGCUCGGAUCAUCGACCGGAUGUCAAGAUGCAGUCCACUAUCUUAAGGUUGGCAAGCUCGCUGAUAUUGUACAUGGAAUCGUUCUCCAAGCGCCUGUGAGUGAUCGUGAAGCUCUGUCUGUCGAAACUUCUGGAAACCAAGUUGAAGCCCUGCGUGAGUUUGCACAGACAGCAAGCAAGAUGAUAGCUGAAGGACGAGGAGAGGAGCCAUUGCCUCGCGCAGCGUGUCAGCUGUUUGGUCCUCCAGAUGUGAUUACGGCUUAUCGUUUCGACUCAUUGACAAGACGGCUGGCAGAUGACGACAUGUUCUCUUCCGAUCUGUCGGCAGAUGAGAUGAAACAGAAGCUUGGUCAUGUGCACACGCCUGCUUUGUUGAUAGCUUCCGCGGAUGACGAAUAUGUGCCAAAGACUGUCGACGUGUCACGGUUGUGCCAUCGCAUGGCCGAUGCGAUGGCUGCGGGUGUAGCACGAACUGCAGAGUGCUUGGUCUUGCAGCAGGGUGGCCAUGGGGUGCGCGGGCAGGAUGCACAAGCGCGUUUCGUAGAUGCAGUUGCAAGAUUUGUUGCCAGACUCAGUGUGCACGAGCAUCACGAGCUUCCGGACAGCUUACGUCUUUCUCGAUUGACAUGGGAAGUCUCUUUAGCAAACACUCUUCGUGGCAGAGCAGCAUCCUUGCCUUCCGGGGAGCCGCUUCUGGUGGCGCUCGCGGGGAUGCCAGGAUCGGGAAAGAGCAGGAUCUCACAAAUCUUGUUGCGCCUGUUGCAGCCGGAUUGUCUUGUGGUACAGAUGGAUGGAUAUCAUACUAAGCUGUCCGAUCUACAGUCAAGACCAGACGCCGUAGAUGCAGUGUACAGGCGAGGCGCUCCAGACACAUUUGAGGUAUCGUCUCUGAAAGAAGCGCUGAAGAGGGUCAAAGCUGGAGAAUCAAGCGUGAAGUUCCCCGCGUUUGACCAUGCACGUGGUGAUCCAGUGGAAGAUGCAGUUUGCUUUGACCGCCGUGUCCAUCGGAUAGUUCUUGUGGAGGGGUUGUAUCUGCUCCACCGGAACGAUGGGUGGCAAGAAAUACCAGAUCUCUUCGACUUCAAGGUUUACCUUGAUGCGGAUCUUGAGGAGUGCAUCGGCCGAGUGAAGGAGCGCAACAAAGUUAUUCCAGGCUACACCCCACAGGAAAUAGACAAGCGUUGCGAGGAGGUGGACAGACGAAAUGCAGAGGUUGUUCAGCUGACGCAGGGAGAGGCAGAUCUUCAUGCAGGCAGGCGUUUUGAGGCUAGGUGUGAGGUCAAGUUUGCUUCUCGUUUGCCCACGAAGCUGCGCAGUCAUCUUGCUGCUGCUGGCGGGCAUUGCUUGCGGGAGCAUGUUCCUGCCUUCAUCGGGGACCACUCAUGCAGCAUCGGUGACACUGCUGUCCCGUUGGUGCGGCAGUUCAUCAAGUCCCGAUACAAAGACUACGGGAAGGGCACUGUAACCCUACGUCAUUUGAAGGAGCACAUCGUGGCAAACACCAACAUCGGCCUGACAUACGAGGACUUGAGGGAUGAUCGCUACUCCUCCGUGAUCGAGGAUGAAGUUGAUGCGAUUGUAGCAAGAUGCGACGGGGGCAAGAAGCCCGUCGCGUGUCUGGACACGGCUAAGCCAUCGAUCGAGCUGUGA